AUGAGGUUAGCUGCGACCACGUUGCUUGCCAUUUUGGGCACGGUCAAUUCAUUGCCCGUGGGAAUUGAGUCUGUUAUUGAAAAAUCGCAAGAUGUUCUUGCCAUUGGCGACCAGGUCAAGUCUUUCCCUUUUCCUUGGCCUCACUGGGGUAAGCCAGAGAUUGACACGGAAAAAUUGCAAUCUGAUAUCACGGAAGAGGGUUUGAGAGAGAGGGCUGAAAAGCUUUACUCCAUUGCAAAAGCUUCGACCGACGAAUUCGGACAUCCGACUAGAGUCAUCGGCUCUCCAGGUCACUGGGGUACUGUGAACUACAUUUUGCAAGAGAUGGAGAAAAUGAGUGACUAUUACUCUGUGGACGUGCAACACUUUGACGCUGUUUACGGGAAAGUCAACUCUUACUCUCUUUUGAUUGACGGUGUAGAACCAAAGUCCUUGCUGGCUUUUUCCUUGACCCCACCUACUCCACAUAAGGCUCCGGUCCACGGGAACUUGGUUUUAGUAGAGAACUUCGGCUGUGACAUCUCCGACUUCCCUGCAAACAUCACCAAGGGUAACAUUGUUUUGAUUGGAAGAGGUGAAUGCGCUUUUGGUGUGAAGUCUGUCAAUGCAGGCAAAGCCGGCGCUGUUGGUGCUAUCAUUUACGAUGAGGACGCUCCUUUGCACGGCACUUUGGGUGAACCUACUGGUGACGAAGUACCAACUGUUUCUAUUAGCAAGAAAGACGCCCAACACUACAUCGACGUUUUGUCCAAAAAACCACACCAUCAGUUCGAAACUACUUUGUUUGUGGACUCGUACGUUAAGACCAUUAACACCAUCAACGUGAUUGCUGAAACCAGAGGAGGUGACCACAACAAUGUGGUUUCUUUGGGCGCACAUUCUGAUUCCGUCACUGAAGGUCCAGGUAUCAAUGAUGAUGGUUCUGGUACAAUUUCUUUGCUUGAAGUUGCUAAACACUUGUCCAAGUACAAGGUCAAGAACGCAGUUCGCUUUGCUUGGUGGGCUGCCGAGGAAGAGGGACUUUUGGGCUCAUACGCUUAUGCUAACUCUCUCAGCGACGAGGAGAACCAAAAGAUUCGUCUUUUCAUGGAUUACGACAUGAUGGCUUCUCCAAACUACGAGUACCAAGUUUACGAUGCUAACAACGAAGACCACCCAGAUGGAUCAGGCGAUUUGAAGGACCUCUACAUUGACUGGUACCUUGCACAUGGUUACAACUACACAUUGGUUCCAUUCGAUGGAAGAAGCGACUACGUGGGCUUCAUCGACGUUGGUAUUCCAGCUGGAGGUAUUGCCACUGGUGCUGAAGGAGUCAAGACCAAGAAAGGCGCAAAGAAGUUUGGUGGAGAGGCCGGAAAAUGGUUUGACCCAUGUUAUCAUCAGCUUUGCGAUGACUUGAAGAACCCAGACUACGAAGCUUGGGUUGUCAAUACGAAGUUGAUUGCUCACUCUGUUGCCACUUACGCCAAGAGCUUUGAUGGAUUCCCAGAAAGAGAUGUCAAGAACGUGGCCUCAAUUUCUUCUGUCAAGCCUAGCGACACUUUCAAGUACAGGGGCUCGAAACUCAUUAUCUAA
Messenger RNA from Clavispora lusitaniae ATCC 42720, 1575 nucleotides. RefSeq names its product Ape3p (gene APE3). Gene Ontology annotation, biological process: proteolysis. The record is from RefSeq and is a predicted model, not a curated record. NCBI's taxonomy places the organism in Eukaryota, Fungi, Ascomycota, Pichiomycetes, Serinales, Metschnikowiaceae. Gene Ontology annotation, molecular function: metalloexopeptidase activity; aminopeptidase activity.